AUGGCCACCACCUUGCCCCGCCCUUCGCGGCCGUCAAACGGGCCGCCAAACAUGGCCUUGCCAGCCUUGCCAGUCUCGAAAACCCGCAAAAGCACAGGAGGCAUGCUCGCUGCUCCUUCAUCACCGUCUCCGAGUCCUGUUCCAGGAAUUCCACGACCGUCCGGCAUCGCGACCAACCCCACAACGCCUCGCAGCAGCCUUCGCGCUCCGUCAAUGAACCUGAAUCCGCCUACGCCAGUUCCGACAACGGCGCUUCCCCAGCCAAAGGGACUCCCCGCCCCAGUGAACGCCGCCGGCAAAACUUUGAGGAAGAGUGUUAGCAUCCACUCUUUCCCUCACCCUCCUCGUGGAGAGCAGCGAUCGAGCAGCCUUCCACCCAGCCCUCUGGCCAGCGAAAAGACGCCUCGCACCUCUCGCAAGUCGAAGUUGCCGAAAGAACUGGUAUCACAGAGCCCCUACGCGCCCACCACACCUAGCCUGCUCAACGGCAGCGGCGAAGGCAAAUCCAUACGCAUGUCCGACGGCCUCAUUAGUGUAGGAUCACCGACACCGAGCCGUAGCUCAUCUGCGCAGGACUCGUAUUCAACUUCUGCCACUACAUAUGACGAACCGAUGGAGACUCAAAAUCACCAGCCCGAGGCCGGUGCCUCUGCGUCCAGCUCAGCAGACUCUGAGAAGCGAUCAUCCAAGUCUGAGGGCAAGGGCAACGUCGUUGUCAGCGUGCGUGUGCGACCUGAUACUUCCGGAAAGGAGCAGAACCCAGAGGGAGAAUGGAUGGUGGACGGACGCAAGUCUCUGAUUUCAUAUAAAGGAAAAGAAGGAGGAGACCACACUUACGACAAUGUAUUUACUACUCAUGAUAAAAACUCCCGAGUAUAUGACCACAUCGCCAAGCGUCUUGUACGACGCGUCAUGGAGGGCUACCACGGAACUGUAUUUGCCUACGGCAUGACCGGAACAGGUAAAACAUUUUCCAUGCAGGGCACCGCCACACAGCCGGGUGUUAUUCCAUUGGCCAUUACCGACAUUUUCUCUUAUAUCCGCGAAACUCCAUCGCGCGAGUUUCUCCUGCGGGUGAGUUACUUGGAGAUAUAUAAUGAGAAGAUUCACGACUUGUUGAGCAUGCCCACUGGCGGUGGUGUAGGUGGCGCGCAACAAGAGGAGAUCAAGCUGCGGGAGGAUAGCAAACGCGGCGUCUACGCUACGCCAUUAAAGGAGGAAAUUGUGCAGAGCCCAACGCAGCUGCUGAGAGUCAUUGCCCGAGGUGAUCAAGCACGACGAACAGCUAGCACGCAGUUCAACGCCCGCAGUUCUCGCAGUCACGCUGUCGUGCAGAUCGUUGUCGAAAGCCGGCAGCGUCUGCCCGGUGCUGCUCAUGACGGCAACAAGCGCUCCGGAAUCCCCCCUGGUGGCGUUCGUGUUUCGACGCUGAGCCUGAUCGAUCUUGCAGGCUCAGAAAAAGCUGCUGAAACCAAGGAGCGCCGUCAGGAGGGUGCACAUAUCAACAAAAGUCUUCUUACUCUGGGAACUGUUAUUGCCAAGCUUUCCGAGUGGAAGGACAAGGAGGGCAAAGCCAGUGACAAAGACGGAAAGCAUCUGCCGUACCGUGACUCCAAGCUAACGAGAUUGCUGCAAGGCGCACUCGCUGGCAACUCGUUGGUCAGUAUUCUGUGCACCAUCCAGAUUGGAGCAGCCAAUAGCGCAGCUGCCGCCAAUAGCCACACAACGGAAACUCUCAACACGCUCAAGUUUGCGAGCAGAGCCAAGAAUAGCAUCGUCAGUCAUGCCAAGAAGGCUGAGGAGGCUCUUGGUUCCGGCGGCGAAGGUGGUGCGCGAGUGCUGCUGGAGCGUUAUCGCAUGGAAAUUGUUGAACUCCGACAGCAGUUGGACUCACAGUCCAAAAACAAGAAGAGCGCCACAGAUGAGGAUACCUCUGAAAAGGACAGGGACGAAGAACAAGAGAAGGCCUUUGAGCUCGAGGCUGCAGAGAGACGCGAGGAACAGAUGCUGGAGAUGCAGCUCGCGCGCACUGCGCUCAAAGAACGUAUCGACCAUCUAAACCGCCUUAUUCUGAGCUCCAAAUCGAUUGGGGUGAACUCGAGUGGCUCGCUCAGCUCGCUCAGCCAAUAUGCCAGAUUUUCUCAAGUCUCCCUGACGGGAUCCAUGCGAUCGUCCAUGACGACACCAAGUGGCGGACGCGAAUCUUUUGGCGGUCGGGAUUCUUUCGCAAGCCGAGACUCUCUUGGCGGGCAUUCGUUUGCAGGCCGUGACUCACUUGCUGGCCGCGAGUCUUUAUUGGAUAGGACGACUUCGGUUACCUCGUCCUCAACAAUCGGUAGACGCUCAAGCGGAGGGCAAAGACUGAGCGGCGAAGGCGAAGGAGUGGCCGGGACGGAAGAAGAUGGCAUGGGCGAGUUUGGAGAUGGUAAUGCGUCGCUUACGGCCCAAAACCAUGCACUUCAGGCGGAUUUGGCGGACAAGAACCGGUACAUUGCGACCCUGGAGAAGCGACUGCUUCAAGCUCGGCGUGCGAGCUCGUCAAGAACGUCGGUCGGCCUGUCAGCGCCAAACAAGGGCAUCAUGGUGGGAGAGGACCACAGUGUGUCGGCGGUGCUCAGAGACAAGGAUGCCGAAAUUGCGGAUCUGCGAGCCAGACUAGACGACAAGGAUCGUAUGCUAGCAGCGCUGCGCAGUGCAGCACGCUCUCGCGAUACGGCUGAUGCAACUGUCGAGGUGCGCUUCUCGAACCCCGAGGUUGAACGGCCUGUCACGGACCAAACACCGACCAAAGGGCACGGCCGACGGACAAAGAGCGUGGAUGAGAUGAACAAGAUGCUCGAGGAGAUGAUCCAAGACCGGGUAGAAGCUGGCCAGAUCGUUAGAGGCGUGCGAGGCAGCGUGCGACUGCCACCCGGGGCGAAGCUGGAUGUCAUGGAAGAAGCGGCAAAGCAUCUGGAGCCUCUACGCCAGACACCAUCUCCUAUUGAAGCAGUGCCGACGGUACCUGCAGGUGAGGGUGUUGGCGAGGCUCUGUGA
Akanthomyces muscarius is the source of this 3036-nucleotide messenger RNA. RefSeq lists its product as uncharacterized. Lineage: Eukaryota; Fungi; Ascomycota; Sordariomycetes; Hypocreales; Cordycipitaceae. The record is from RefSeq and is a predicted model, not a curated record. Gene Ontology annotation, molecular function: ATP binding; microtubule motor activity; microtubule binding. Gene Ontology annotation, biological process: microtubule-based movement. Bases 1 to 3036 code for a protein of 1011 amino acids. The transcript has 2 exons.